Molecule: messenger RNA, 243 nt
Organism: Gongylonema pulchrum
Lineage: Eukaryota; Metazoa; Nematoda; Chromadorea; Rhabditida; Gongylonematidae
Source: the annotation of a GenBank genome assembly
CAGUGGGUCGUUGUCCAUCAGGCACUGGAUGUCCUAAUACAGCCAUCUGUGCUAACGGCUUAUGUUGUCCAUCACCUCGCUGCUCAUCCGGAGUUAUUGCGUUGCGCAUUUGUGUAUCCAGUGCAGAAUGCGGUGUUGGAUUCGAGUGUACCAAUGGUGGAUGUUGCCCACUUCCACUUUGUCCCAAUAACCAAGUCGGAUCGCAAAGGUGAUAAUUUUUUUUGUUUUGUCAAACUGUGCUAA